Messenger RNA from Sphaeramia orbicularis (orbiculate cardinalfish), 2513 nucleotides. RefSeq names its product E3 ubiquitin/ISG15 ligase TRIM25-like. Gene Ontology annotation, molecular function: zinc ion binding; protein binding. Lineage: Eukaryota; Metazoa; Chordata; Actinopteri; Kurtiformes; Apogonidae. The coding region runs from base 186 to 2024 and encodes 612 amino acids. The transcript is spliced from 11 exons. The record is from RefSeq and is a predicted model, not a curated record.
UUAGCAACAUGUGUGUUCUGUCAGGUGACAUUCACACCAACCUUAGGUGCCUUUUCUUUUCUUUUUUUGUGUCACUUGUUGCUCUUCAAUUUUUUUAUUUUGGAUUAUUUUGAAGAGGAAUUUUUGUUUAUUGACACAUCUGGGCAUCCACAAACUCUAGCUCUUUGUUUUCAGCUCCUAAUCUAAUGGCUUCAGCCUGGUCAGAAGAGGAGGCCUUCAUCUGCUCAGUAUGCCUGGAAACCCUAAAGGACCCGGCCACUCUGCCUUGUGGACACUCAUACUGCUUGGCUUGUAUCCAGAGGCACUGGGACAAGGGAAUCAGCAAGGGCCAGUACAGCUGCCCCCAGUGUAGGGUGGUCUUUAACCCACGGCCUUCGCUGAGUAAGAGCACUGUCCUUGUGGAAGCCAUGGAGAAGCUAAGAACCAACAGCUUCAAGCAAAGCUCCUCAGCAGUGGCCUCCAGUGCUCCACCAUCCAUUCCUUUGUACCUGGAGGUGCUGCCUGAUGUUGGAACACGACCGGGCAGUGUGUACCCACAGCUGCCCACUUUGGCCCCCAGGCUCUGCCCUCAACACAACCAACCCCUAGACCUGUUUUGCCAUGAAGACAAAGACUGUGUGUGUGCAGUGUGUUGCCAACAUGAACACAAGGGACAUCAUGUGCUAAAAGCAGAGGAAGAAAGGCGAGAGAGACAGAGAGAACUUGUCCAAAUGCAGGAAGAAGUACAAGGAAGACUUCAGCAGACUGAACGGAAACUUAAGGAGCUCCCUCAUUCUGCUCGUCAACACAAGGCUUUGGUCCAAGCUUUGCAGCAAGAAAACACAGAUUUAUUCUCUGAGUUAGUCAAGACUGUUAACGUCACAGGAAGCCAUGUUGGUGAGCUUCUCAACAGCCAUGAAGCUGCUUUAGGAAGCCAGAUGGAAGGAAAAAUCCAAAGACUAGAACAGGAGGUGGCACAGCUUCACUGGAGGAGUGAAGAGUUGGGCAGAUUGGUGAACAUGCAGGAUCAUAUCUGCUUUUUGAAGAACUUUUUCACCAUGGAUCCACUGGGUCAGACUGAUGCCACAGGAGAAUCGAUACUCAGUCACGAAGAAGGAGUGGUCGCAUCCAUCCGUUCAGUCAUCAAAGAACUACAAGAUUCAGUACAGGAGCUCUGCAAAACCAGCCUGACCAAGAUCACCACAUUAGUCAAUGAUAGGUCCUCAGCUUCAACUACAAGUGAUGAAACACCAGCAACAACUGAUUCCAACGGUCCGACUGACAGACAAAGCACAGUGUAUGAAAUGGUAACAAAUCCCCCUCCUUUGCCAUUAAGACUGCCUCAAGAGAAUCAUGCUUCGGUCAAACCUCCAGCUGUACCUCCACCAUGUCCCCCAGCUUCGGCUCCUCCACCACCGUUGCCUCCUCCGCAUGCUCAAGCAUCUCCAGGAACAACAGUGGGACCUGUGAAUCCAGAACCCAAGACCAGAGAAGAAUUGCUUAAAUUUCGCUUUGAACCCACCAUGGACCCCAACACUGUGUAUCGCCACCUGCAGUUGUCAGACAAAGGAUAUAAAGCCAAGCUGCGGGCUGAGAACCUGAAUCCUCCAGAUCAUCCUGAACGCUUCCACUUCUGGAGACAGGUUCUCUGCAGAGAGCCCUUGGCAGGCAGCCCUUACUACUGGGAGGUGGAAUGGACUGGCCAGAAGAUCACCAUCGGCGUGGCCUAUAAGGAAAUGGAGAGGAAGACUUCUGAUGACAAAAGCCGUUUAGGCCACAAUCCCCUGUCCUGGAGCUUGUACUGGUCUGGGACUGGAUUCUCUUUCUGGCACAAUGGCCAAGAAAAACUGCUCGGUUCACCCAAAGCCACACGGGUCGGGGUCUAUCUGGACCAGCAUGCAGGGAUUCUGAGCUUUUACCGCAUUACAAACGACCGAGCUGACCUCAUCUAUCGACAUCAUACAGAGUUCACGGGACCACUAUACCCAGGGUUCAGGUUCUGGGCAGGAUCCGGGGCUACAGUCACCAUUUGCCAGUUGGAUUAAGUUGUUUGUGGACGUCGGUCAAACUUGUUUAUAUAGUUUACUUGUUUGCGUAAGAUCCAUUUGAUGCUUUGACAUUUUUGUUGGAGGUUAUUCUCAGAGAUGACUGUAGUUCACGGUAUUGUUUUUUGUAUGCAUUCAUGUGUAUCCUUCUAAAAAUAUAUACACUAUUGCCCAUGAAAUUCUAAGGAACUAUUUUUAUCUCUUGUGAAAUGAUUGUUACAAUGUGAUCUAUUCAUGAUGGAUAAAGUGUAACUGGAACUCAAUAUGUAAUCAUUGUACCUGGUCAAAGGUGAUUACUGAAUACUGAUGUGUAUAAAUCAGAAUGAAAAGAGGAAUGGAUCUGAAAACUCAAUUAUUCCAACUUUAUGGGCAACACUGUAUUUUCUAACAAUCCAAUAAAAGAUCAAUAAAGUCAAAAAUAAUAAAUCAUCUGUUUUUUUCCCUACAUAUUACAUGUUUUUUCCACGUAUAGAACCUCUCUUCAAGCAU